AUGGCGAGUCUACGGGAUCAGGACGCCCAGGAUACGAAAGCCGUCCCCGAGCCAGUCAAAUCACCAUCGACUUCAGGACAACCGGAUACCCGUAACAUCGAAUCUGGCCAGACUGCAUCAUCACUCGCCACUCGCUUGGGCGACGUGGUUGAUGAGAACUCACCCCUCCUCAGCAGCAAUGAGUCGGAUUCAGACGAUGCAGCAAGACCAACUCCUGCCCUACAGCACGUCGACGAGACGCAGGAAACCAAGGGGUUGUGGUACAUGAUCAUGCUGACUGUCAGCAUGGGCGGUUUGCAGCUUGCAUGGGCGGUUGAGCUGUCGAAUGGAUCUCCAUAUCUACUAUCUCUCGGCCUUAGCAAGUCACUCAUGGCACUGGUAUGGAUUGCUGGGCCGUUGACGGGCACUCUCGUUGUGCCGUAUGUCGGAAUGAUUAGCGACAACUGCCGCAUGCGAUGGGGCAAACGUCGGCCAUUCAUGGUAGGUGGCACUAUUGCUACUGUUGCUGGGCUCAUGUUCCUCGCCUGGGCCCGGGAGAUUGUUGGAGGUGUACUAGGCAUCUUUGGCGCGGACCCGAAGUCGGAAGGUGUGAAAGUUGUCACCAUCAUCGCCGCUGUGAUUGGUAUAUAUGUGCUUGAUAUUGCCAUCAAUACCGUCCAAGCCGCCAUUCGCGCCUUUUUUGUGGACUGUGCGCCUGCUCAUCAACAAGAGGAAGCAAAUGCGAUGGCGAGUCGGGCUACUGGCAUUGGAAACAUCAUAGGAUUUAUUGCGGGAUACGUGAAUCUUCCGGCAUACUUGUGGUUUCUUGGAAACAACCAGUUCAAGAUUCUUUGUGCCGUGGCCAGUAUUGGACUAGCAAUCACAAUUGCACUCAGUACGAUUAGUAUUCGUGAAAGGGAUCCUCGAAGAGACGGUUCUCCUAUCAAGAAGACGCCAAACAUUGUCACAUUCUUCUUCAACAUCCUCAAGUCGAUUAAGCGACUGCCCCCGCAAACCAAACGAGUCUGCGAAGUCCAGUUCUUUGCCUGGGUUGGAUUUUUCCCGCUCCUGUUCUACACCUCUUCGUACAUUGGAGAGAUUUACGUCCAGCCAUACCUGGAGGAGAAUCCCGACAUGACGCUCGAAGAGCUGGAGGCUUUGUACGAACAAGCCACCCGCAUCGGGACAUUUGCGUUACUGGUGAACGCCAUUGUAAGCUUACUCACAAACAUAUUUCUACCCUUCUUCAUUGCGCCUACUUUCGACGGUCACCCGGUGUCCGUCAACAAACACACUGGUCAACCUGUUGCGACCAAGACAACUGGACUGCCGCGACGAUCAUACCUCGACUAUUUGAGAAUACCAGGAUUCACCCUUAAGCGAGCCUGGCUCGGAUCACUGGUUUUAUUCGCAGUCUCCAUGUUCUGCACCGUGCUUGUCCGGUCCGUUGCAGGAGCCACGGUCUUAAUAGGUUUGGCUGGCAUCACCUGGGCCAUGGCUCUGUGGGCUCCAUGGGCCAUCAUCAGCGGUGAAAUUAGUCGGCGAGACGCCAUUGCUCGGGUACAGAGGCUUCAAAAUAUGGCACCAUGUCAGAGCAAUGGCCCUGAUGCACCGUCGUCCAACGGAAACUCGCAAGACAUGGAUGCUGAAUUGGCUGAUGAUGAAGAAGAAGUGGACCAAGCCGGCGUGAUCCUGGGCAUUCACAAUAUGGCCAUUGCAGUCCCCCAAGUCAUCGCCACUGUGGGAUCAAGUAUAGUGUUCAAGUUUCUGCAGAAGCCACGGGGUACGCCUGGUGACCACAGUUUUGCCAUUGUCAUGGCACUUGGGGGCAUAUCUGUCCUGGGCUCUUGCAUCUUUGCCGUUAGAAUUAAAGAUGACGUGGAUGCGACGGAGGAGGCUGUUCAUGACGAGGCUCGGGGUGCUUUACUCGCCGACGAAGACGCAGGGAACUAG
Metarhizium acridum CQMa 102 is the source of this 1932-nucleotide messenger RNA. RefSeq lists its product as uncharacterized. The record is from RefSeq and is a predicted model, not a curated record. Gene Ontology annotation, molecular function: sucrose:proton symporter activity. Gene Ontology annotation, cellular component: plasma membrane. Lineage: Eukaryota; Fungi; Ascomycota; Sordariomycetes; Hypocreales; Clavicipitaceae.